Molecule: messenger RNA, 285 nt
Organism: Striga hermonthica
Lineage: Eukaryota; Viridiplantae; Streptophyta; Magnoliopsida; Lamiales; Orobanchaceae
Source: the annotation of a GenBank genome assembly
AUGGAACCGAGUCCAAGCGAAUAUUCUCGAGACAUUUUUGAGGUCACGAACACGACUAGUCCUGGAUUAUCUCAACAUACAAUCGACGACUACUUGCCCGUUUACGAGUUCCAAGAUACCGAGAGAUCGCCUCUUGAAACUAGUUGUGCCAUUUGCUUGCAAGAUGUGAAGGAUGGAGAGAGUGUAAGAUUACUGCCCAAUUGUGGGCAUUUAUUCCACCCUCACUGCAUAGACAAAUGGCUCACCAGACAAGGGAACUGCCCAAUGUGCAGAAAAAAUGUGUGA